This is a messenger RNA of Cydia amplana, 2104 nucleotides long. RefSeq names its product nucleolar protein 10 (gene l(2)34Fd). The transcript is spliced from 10 exons. Bases 65 to 2059 code for a protein of 664 amino acids. Gene Ontology annotation, biological process: maturation of SSU-rRNA from tricistronic rRNA transcript (SSU-rRNA, 5.8S rRNA, LSU-rRNA). Gene Ontology annotation, molecular function: protein binding. Lineage: Eukaryota; Metazoa; Arthropoda; Insecta; Lepidoptera; Tortricidae. Gene Ontology annotation, cellular component: nucleolus; 90S preribosome; small-subunit processome. The record is from RefSeq and is a predicted model, not a curated record.
UAUAAACAUGGGCAUGCCGUGAUAACCUAAAGUAGUGAGAAAUAUUAUGAUAAACUAAUAAAAAAUGCAAGUCCUCGAAAUAGAUAAUGUUAAGAUUUUCAAUCUUAGCGCUGGCAAAUCUUUACCAGAUUGGUUAACUGAACGAAAGAAACGUGCAUUACUGAAAAAAAAUGUAGACCUUCGGAGAAGAAUCGAACUCAUCCAAGAGUUCGACAUGCCGGGAGUCAGUACCAACAUACGGGCAUCUAAAGAUGGACAAUACAUAAUGGCAACAGGCAUUUACAAACCAAGAAUAAAAUGUUUUGAUGUCAAUAACUUAUCUCUCAAGUUUGAGCGUUGUCUUGAUUCUGAAGUGGUUACAUUUGAAAUAUUGAGUGAUGACUAUACAAAGAUUGUCUUCUUACAAUGUGACAGAUAUGUAGAGUUUCAUGUUGGGCAUGGUCGCCAUUACAGAUUGAGGGUUCCCAAAUUUGGUAGAGACAUUGCUUAUCACCGACCCUCAUGUGAUCUCUUUGUUGUUGGAGCAUCAUCUGAAAUCUACAGAUUAAACUUAGAAGUUGGCCAGUUCAUGGCGCCAUAUGUAACAAAAGCCCAUGAAAUAAAUUGUUCAGCAGUUAGUGAAGAUCACGGCCUGCUUGUGGUGGGCACAGAGAGUGGGCACGUGGAGGCUUGGGAUCCACGGACAAAGUCCAGGCAGGGCAUACUGGACUGUGCCUUACAUUGCACAGACUCAGAAUACAGAAAUGAAGGUUUACCCGUGAUUACAUCCAUAAGAUUUGAUGGACCACUCAGAAUGGGAGUUGGGACAAGUACCGGACAUGUCCUUCUGUACGACAUCAGAUCCAGCAAGCCCCUUUUAGUCAAGGAUCACAUGAACGGACUGCCAAUCAAAAAUUUACAGUUCCAUGAAACUAAGGAAUAUGUGUAUUCAAUGGAUUCUACUGUUGUUAAAAUAUGGGAUAAGAACACUGGCAAGCAAUAUACAAGCAUUGAAUCAUCAGCUGACUUCAAUGACCUUUGCAUCAUUCCCAAUACUGGACUAAGUAUGAUGGCAGUGGAAGAUCAGAAGAUGCAAGUUUACUACAUUCCAUCACUAGGCCCUGCCCCGAGAUGGUGUGCAUUCCUAGAUAACUUGACAGAUGAAUUGGAGGGACAAGGAAAACAGACUGUGUAUGACGAUUACAAGUUCGUGACCAAGCAAGAACUGGAGUCUUUGGGAUUGGACCAUCUCCUUGGCACAAAUCUUUUGAGGGCAUACAUGCAUGGAUACUUUGUUGAUGUGCGACUUUACAAGAGAGCCAAGUCAAUAGCAGAUCCAUUUGCGUUUGAAGAAUACAAGAAACGUAAAAUUAGAGAGAAGAUCGAACAGGACAGGCCAUCAAGAAUUAAAAUUGAAGACAAUUUGCCUAAAGUCAAUAGAGACUUGGCGUCCAGACUUAUGGAGAAUGAGGGUAAAAGGAAGAAGCAUCCAUCUAACCUUCUUAAAGAUAACCGAUUCAAGGCUAUGUUUGAAGAUCCUGACUUUGAAGUGGACAAGUCGGCUGAAGAGUACAGAUUACUGAAUCCGGUGCUAUCCAGGCUGGAUAAAGAUAAAACGAAACCUAAAACAGCAGAAGUUGAACCUAUGGAGGAGCACGAACCUGAGGACAAAGACUCAGAUAAGGAGCUUUAUCAGUCUAGCGAGGAAAGUUCGGACGACGACCGCACAUGGGUGAAAGAAGUCAAGAAGCAACACAAAAUGAUCAGAAAGAAACACCAACACGAACAUGACCAAACAGAACACAAGGAACAGGUUUACGAAUUCAGUGAAACACCCAAAACAACGAAUAUCAAAACAAUCACAAAAGUAAACAAGGCAAGUUUAGGAGACCGAUUAGCUAGGGAGAACUUUACAGCGACAGUCGCCGGUACUGGAGGUAACAGGGAGAUGAAGUUCACGAUGAGAGGCAAGAGAUCAGAAUCGGAGGCACAAAGGAAAAUUAAGAAACACUACCAAGAAAGAAAACAGAUUGUCAGGAGAACAGGAUAUUUAAUGAAAAAGAAACCAUCUAAAAUGUAAACUAUCAUGUUGCAAGGACGUCUUUAAUAAAUUUGAUAUGUUGAA